Scleropages formosus (Asian bonytongue) is the source of this 8689-nucleotide messenger RNA. Its product is annotated as tetratricopeptide repeat protein 28-like. Lineage: Eukaryota; Metazoa; Chordata; Actinopteri; Osteoglossiformes; Osteoglossidae. Gene Ontology annotation, molecular function: protein binding. The record is from RefSeq and is a predicted model, not a curated record. The transcript is spliced from 23 exons. The coding region runs from base 761 to 7888 and encodes 2375 amino acids.
CACUCCACUUUCUAGCUGCCGCACAGUUUCCUCGCUGCCCGCUUUUUCUCCCAGAGAUUCCUCGGAUUUUUGUAGCUUUUCUGUGUUGGUCCUGCCGCGUUCCCUACACUUCUCUCCCCCUCCCCUUGUGUCCCUCUGCUCUGGAAGUGUCGCUCACUGUGGGAAUUCGAGGGAACUGCGAGUUCACGGAGGAUGGUGACACGUCCGCGCACUUAUUGGAAUACAUUUUACUUAUGAAUUGGACGCCUUAGGAGAGGAAAAGAAAGACAAAAACAAACUGUGUGCGGGUUUAGCAGUCAGCGGUGCUGCUGAGGCUGUGUGUCAUGUCAAGUGGUAAACCAUGAACUCGUGCGGAUAACUGCUCUGCUGCCGUUACUGCUCUACGCCGUUUUUCUCACAAGUUGGUCCGUGACGACACUUUCGGCUCCUUUUGUGUAGUUUUGCUCUUUUUUCGGCUCUUCAGUGACAUGCUCGCUGGUCCCCACCACCUCCAGUGACUUGUCAUUCCUCGUCUGCUUCGGACCCUUCGGCUUCGCUGUGUGUACCAUGAUUCUCCUGGGCGCCGCCGCUUUGACACCAGCACCGUAGCGAUUGUUCGUUCGUUCAUUUGUGGUCUAAGCCAAGGCCAGCAGCACUCAGCUCAUCCGCGCGGCGCGGCACCUCCGCGGGGGGCAUGCUGUGACAGAGCCGCUCUCCGGCAUUAUGAGCCGCACUUCUCCGCCUCCAUAGCCUCUUAUGCUCUUCUUUUUCGCUUUCAAAUAUGAUGAAAUGGCAGCCCCGGAAGAAGGCAUACUUCCGACAGGGUGUUGCCCUUCAGUACCUGGGGCGCCAUGCCGAUGCGCUGGCUGCCUUCGCUUCUGGCCUGGCCCAGGACCCCAAAAGCCUGCAGUUGCUUGUGGGCAUGGUGGAGGCCGCCAUGAAGUCACCUUUACGAGAGACUCUGGAGCCCACAUACCAGCAACUGCAGAAGAUGAAGCUGGACAAGAGCCCCUUUGUGGUGGUGUCAGUCAUUGGCCAGGAGCUUCUGACGGCUGGCCACCACAGCGCCUCUGUGGUUGUUCUGGAGGCUGCACUCAAAAUCGGGACCUGCAGCCUCAAGCUGCGUGGCUCUGUCUUCUCCGCACUCAGCUCUGCAUACUGGUCACUCGGCAGCACCGAGAAGAGCACCAGCUACAUGCAGCAGGACUUGGAGGUAGCCAAGACUCUAGGUGACCAAACGGGUGAAUGCCGGGCCCACGGGAACCUGGGGUCAGCAUUCUUCUCCAAGGCAAACUACCGGGAGGCCCUGACUAACCACCGGCAUCAGCUGGUCCUGGCCAUGAAGUUGAAGGACAGAGAGGCAGCCUCUUCGGCCCUCAGCAGCCUGGGGCAUGUGUACACGGCCAUCGGGGACUAUCCCAACGCCCUGGCCAGCCAUAAGCAGUGCGUCCUGCUAGCCAAGCAGUCCAAGCACCAGCUGUCAGAGGCUCGAGAGCUGGGCAACAUGGGCGCUGUUUACAUCGCCAUGGGUGACUUCGACAAUGCCGUGCAGUGCCACGAGCAGCACCUUGCUAUCGCCAAGGCUCUGGGUGACCAGCGGGAGGAGGCACGCGCCUACAGCAACCUAGGCAGUGCCCACCACUACCGGCGCAACUUUGACAAGGCUGUGUCCUAUCACACACGUGUGCUGGAGCUGGCCCAAGAGCUGGCUGAAAGAGCCAUUGAGAUGAGGGCUUAUGCUGGACUGGGUCAUGCUGCACGCUGCAUGCAGGAUCUUCAGCGCGCACAGCAGUAUCAUGAACAGCAGCUGGCCAUCGCCGAGGGGCUCAAGGACCGUGCCGCUGAGGGCAGAGCCUCUUCCAACCUGGGCAUUAUCCACCAGAUGAAAGGAGACUAUGAGACUGCACUGAAACUCCACAAAACUCACCUCUCCAUCGCCCAGGAGCUGAAUGACUAUGCUUCCCAAGGCCGUGCCUAUGGUAACAUGGGCAAUGCAUACAAUGCAUUGGGGAUGUUUGACCAGGCUGUGCGGUACCACAGGCAGGAGCUGCAGAUCUCCAUGGAAGUCAAUGACCGGGCAUCCCAGGCAUCCACCCAUGGGAAUCUGGCGGUGGCUUAUCAGGCCCUGGGUGCCCAUGACCGCGCAUUGCAACACUACCAGAACCACUUGAACAUUGCCCGUGAGCUGCGGGAUAUGCAGAGUGAGGCGCGGGCACUGGGAAACCUUGGAAAUUUCCACUGUUCCCGGGGAGAGUUCCCUCAGGCCGUGCCAUACUAUGAACAAUACCUGCGCCUUUCCCCAGACCUUCAAGACAUGGAAAAUGAGGGCAAAGUGUGCCACAAUCUGGGAUAUGCCCACUACUGCCUGGGCAACUUCCAGGAAGCUGUUAAGUACUAUGAGCAGGACCUUGCGCUGGCCAAGGACCUGCAUGACAAACUGAGCCAGGCCAAAGCCUACUGCAACCUGGGCUUGGCCUUUAAGGCACUGGGUGACUUCAGUAAGGCUGAGGAGUGCCAGAAGUACCUGCUGUCCCUUGCACAGUCCCUCAACAACUCGCAGGCCCGUUUCCGUGCUCUUGGCAAUCUGGGGGAUAUCUUUGUCUCCAAGAAGGACCUGGGAGCGGCAGUGCAGUUCUAUGAACAACAGCUAGUCCUGGCGCAUCAGGUCAGUGAGCGCAAAAUGGAGGCCUGUGCUUAUGCUGCUCUGGGUGCCACCUACAGGAUGAUGCAGAAGUAUGACAAGGCUCUUAGGUACAACAUCCAGGAGCUGGAGGUCUACCAGGAACUGGCGGACCUGCUAGGGGAAUGCAAGGCCCAUGGUCACCUGGCUGCUGUGUAUAUGGCUCUCGGAAAGUACACCAUGGCCUUCAAAUGCUAUGAGGAGCAACUUGAGCUUGGUCAGAAGUUGAAGGACCCUAGCACUGAGGCACAAGUCUUUGGCAACAUGGGAAUCACCAAAAUGAACAUGAGCGUGAUGGAAGAGGCCAUUGGCUAUUUCGAGCAGCAGCUGGCCAUGCUGCAGCAGUUGAGUGGUAAUGAGGCUCUGCUGGACCGGGGCCGGGCCUACGGCAACCUGGGGGACUGCUAUGAAGCCCUGGGAGACUAUGAGGAGGCUAUCAAGUACUACGACCAGUAUCUGUCCAUCGCCCAGAGCCUCAACCGCAUGCAGGACCAAGAGAAGGCUUACAGGGGCCUAGGGAGUGGACACAGGGCCAUGGGUAACUUGCAGCAGUCCUUGGUGUGCCUGGAGAAGCGGCUCGUGGUGGCUCACGAGCUAGGGGAGUGUGCAGGCAAGGCACAGGCCUACGGAGAGCUUGGCAGCCUGCACAGCCAGCUGGGAAACUAUGAGCAAGCCAUCUCCUGUCUUGAGCGUCAGCUGGCUAUUGCUCGAGAUACAGGCAACCAAGUACUGGAGGGUGAAGCCAGUAGCGGCUUGGGUGCUGUGUACCAGCUCAUGGGUGAUUACGACGCUGCACUGCAGUGCCACCAGCGUGACCUGCAGAUCACUGAGGAGGCAGGCAAUGCUGAGGGUCAGUGCCGUGCCUACGGCAACCUGGGCCUCACUUAUGAGUCACUGGGUAACUUUGAGCGCGCCGUCGUCUACCAGGAGCAGCACCUGAGUGUUGCCGCCCAGAUGAACGACCUUGUGGCCAAGACACUAGCCUACAGCAGUCUGGGACGUACCCAUCAUGCCCUGCAGAACUACUCUCAGGCCGUCAUGUACCUACAGGAGGGUCUGCGCUUGGCAGAGCAGCUCAGUCGCCGGGAGGAUGAAGCCAAGAUCCGGCACCGCUUAGGGUUGUCCCUGUGGGCCAGUGGGAACCUGGAAGAGGCGCAGCACCAGCUGUACCGGGCAUCAGCGCUCUUUGAGACCAUCCGUCACGAGGCCCAGCACAGCACCGACUAUAAGCUGUCCCUGUUUGACCUGCAGACAUCAUCGUACCAGGCACUGCAGAGGGUCCUUGUCAGCCUAGGUCACCAUGACGAAGCCCUGGCAGUAGCAGAGCGGGGCCGCACGCGUGCCUUCGCCGAUUUGCUUGUGGAACGUCAGACCGGUCAGCUGGAUGCUGACCCCUACAGCCCCGUGACGGUGGAGCAUAUCCUGGACACGGUCAAUGGGCAACGUGCUCUUGUCCUCUACUUCUCACUUGCCGCAGGACACCUGUACAGCUGGUUGCUGGCUCCUGGUGCAGGCAUCCUCAAGUUCCAUGGAGUAUACCUGGGGGAAGGUAUGUUGGAGGCUGGGCCUGAUUUCCAGGAUGCUGCUGGGGGCCUGCAGGGAGGCAGCAGUGUCUCAUCUCUGGAGCAGCACAUCACCAGGGCCCGCGAAGCUCUCGGUGUCGACUCCUAUUACAGCAGGGGCUGUUCCAGCAGUGAGACGGAGAGUGAGGCUGGAGAUCUGCUUGACCAGCAGUUUGAGGAACUCAACAACAAGCUCAACUCCGUGACUGAUCCCACUGGCUUUCUGCGCAUGGUGUCCAGAAACAACAUGUUUAACAGGAGCUGCCAGAGUAUGACCAGCCUCUUCAGCAACACUGUGUCCCCGGUGAAGGACAGCAGCUCCUCACUGCCACAGCGGGCUGCCACUCUCAGCAAACCCCCACUGCGCGCUCUCUACGACCUGCUCAUCGCGCCCAUGGAGGGGGGUCUGAUGCAUUCCAGUGGGCCUGUGGGCCGCCACCGGCAGCUGGUUCUGGUCCUGGAGGGUGAUCUUUACUUGGUGCCCUUCUCCUUGCUCAAGGGUAGCUCAUCCAAUGAGUACCUGUAUGAGCGCUUCAGCCUCAUCACUGUGCCCUCCAUUGGGAGCCUGGGGGCCAGUUCCAAGACACACCCUCGGCGAGCGGUGCCAACCCUUUGUGGAGGCACCUCCAUGGCAGCAGUGGUUGGCAACCCUCAGCUGCCUCCUUCAGUGAUGGACCGUUGGCUGUGGGGUCCCAUGCCCUCAGCUGAAGAGGAGGCCAGCAUGGUGUCAGAGCUGCUAGGCUGUCAGCCGCUGGCAGGUGCCACUGCCACCAAGGAGCGCGUGAUGAGUGCCCUCAGCCAGGCCGAGUGCGCUCACUUUGCCACUCACAUUUCCUGGAAGCUGGCUGCCCUGGUGCUCACUCCAAACCAGGAUGGGGCAGGCCCUGGUGGUAGUUCUGGGGGAGGUGGAGGAGUGGGAGGAAGUGGGGCUGGGAAGGGCUACACCAUUACUGAAGGGCUACGCACGCAAGAAGACAGCAGCGAUGUGGAGAGUAUCUGCGAUAUCCCACCGCUGCAGGAGUUCCUGCUCACCGCCGCUGACAUUCUGGACCUACGACUGCCUGUUAAGCUGGUGGUUCUCGGGUCCUAUCAAGAGUCCAACAGCAAAUUGACAGCAGACGGAGUAGUAGGACUGACUCGAGCCUUCUUGGCAGCCGGAGCACAGUGCGUGCUGGUGUCGCUGUGGCCCAUACCUGUAGCUGCCUCCAAGGUGUUUGUUCAUGCCUUCUACACUUCCCUGCUCAAUGGCGUCAAGGCUAGUGCUGCACUGGCUGAUGCAAUGAAGGCUGUGCAGAGCAACAAGCAGUUCUCCCACCCCUCCAACUGGGCUGGCUUCAUGCUCAUUGGUAGUGAUGUGAAGCUGAACAGUCCGUCGUCUUUGGUCAGUCAGGCCUUGGCAGAGAUCCUGCAGCACCCUGAGAAGGCCCGUGAUGCACUCAGGGUCCUUCUGCACCUGGUGGAGAAAUCUUUGCAGCGCAUCCAGAACGGGCAGCAGAACUGCAUGUACACAUCCCAACAGAGUGUGGAGAACAAAGUUGGAGGCGUGCCCGGAUGGCAGGCACUGCUUAUGGCUGUCGGGUUCCGUCUGGACUUGGCUGGCGCGGGGCUUCCUGCUGCCGUGUUCUUCCCCACGAUGGACCCUGGGGACAGACUACAGCAGUGCAGCACCACCCUACAGUCCCUGCUUGGCCUGCCGCCAGCCGCUCUCAUGGCUCUGUGCAAGCUGGUCACGGCCUCGGAGACAGGGGAGGAGCUUAUCAACAGGGUAGGUCCCUGCACAGGAAAGGACUGGCAAGAGGCUGUAAAAAAUAUGGUGGGAAUGCUCCAUCAGGUGCUGGUCCAGCUGCAGACAGGGGACAAGGAACAGGACUUCUCGCUGGCACCCAUUCAGGUGUCCAUCAGUGUUCACCUGUGGCGGUUGCCUGGUUGCCAUGAGUUCCUGGCUGCCCUGGGGUUCGACUUGUGUGAGGUCGGCCAGGAGGAAGUGGUGCUGAAGACGGGGAAGCAGGCAAACCGUCGCACCACGCACUUUGCUCUGCAGUCGCUGUUGGCGCUCUUCGAUUCCACAGAGCUGCCCAAGCGCCUAAGCCUGGACAGCUCAUCCUCCCUGGAGUCCUUGGCCUCGGCCCAGUCCAUGUCUAACCCGCUGGUCCUGGGCUACCCAAAUCCACCCUUCUCCCCACCCUACCCCGACAGCCUGGCAUCCGAUGUCAUCUCCGUCUAUAGCCUAAGUUCUGUGGCUUCAUCCCUGAGCUUCGUGUCUAAGUCUGAGAGUGCAAGUGACUUUCUGGCCCAGCGCUCACGGCAACAGGAGCUGGAGCGCCACCGUGGUGGGACAGGGCUUUUCUCUCACCGCCAUGCUGGCAUGCUGUGCGGCCACUCUUCCUCCCACAGGGUAGUGGCUGGUGGAAGCAGAGAGGAGGAAGAGUAUGAGGGCUUCUCUAUCAUAAGCAGUGAGCCGCUGGGCAGCCACUGUGAUUCUCUGCCCCUGCCAUCAGGCCAUGGACAGAGGCGCCUCCAGCGGGGGCAUGAUGGCCCCAGUGCUGGGGAGGGGCGGGGUUAUGGAGUGUCAGUUUCCUCACGGGGCAGUGUAAGCACACCCACGUCGCCUGUGAAGGCUGGCCUGGCACCCAGCCCUAACAACUGUUUCUUCCAGAAGGUGGGCAAGGUGAGCAGCUCUGACACAGGUGAAUCUGACCAGUCAAGUACAGAGACGGAUAGUACCGUCAGGUCCCAGGAGGAGAAGACAGCCACUGUGGGACCAACCCUAGACCCCCAGGAGUUAGCUGAGAAAAUCCUGGAAGAAACACAGUGCCACCUACAGGCUGUGGAAAACUUGCAGUGGGGCGGGCUGGAUGGCAUAGCUGGAGGAGCAUCAGUGCCAACGGGGGGGUUUGCUUUCCGCUCCUCUGAAACGAGUGCCUUCAGUCGGCCACUGAGCAGCACCACUAACAAGGCACAGUCGUCGCCCCCCCUCACACGCCCCAAGCCCCCAUCCCGCACAUCCUCCCUGCAGAAGGUCAGCUCUGGGUACAGCAGUCCUACCACGUCAGACACAUCCCUGAAAGAUGGGAGUCACCCCUCUCCCACCAUGGACACCCAGGCUCAGUUCAAACUCAAGUAUCCUAGCUCACCCUACAGCAGCCACAUCUCACGCUCACCCAGCAACAUCUCACCAAGCUCAGGUCACCAGUCCCCUGGUGGUAGCGUUCCCUCCCCCGCCCUGUCAUACUCCUCCACCGGCUCUGCUCGCUCCAGCCCGGCUGAUGCCCCCGACUUGGACCGGCUGAAACGGGCGGCCAUUGAUGAAAAGGUGCAGGCAAUCCACAACCUGAAAACCUUCUGGGCCAAUGCAGCUCAGCAGCAAGUCCACUCUGGUCCCAUGAGGGCUCUUCGUGGUGGGCCAAGGCCAAUGGGUGCCAGCAGAGGUGAUGUCCUUAACCUCUUGAACCUUUCACCACGGCAUAACAGCCCAGAGCUAAGCUCUCUUGAGAGUGACUUCAGAAACCCCCCCAACGGCCACCACCCCAGCAGCUCAAGUAAAACUGUCCCGCCACGUGCAGCCUCGACGAAUAGCAGCCCUGGUGCCCGCCCGGUCAGACUUCCUACAGGGAAUGGCUACAAGUUUCUAUCCCCUGGACGAUUUUUCCCCUCAUCCAAAUGCUGAGACGCUUUCCUUCUGCCAUGUGUUGAUCAUUGGCUAUCCCCCUGUAACAUGAGGCUCAGCACUUCCUAGAGAUCCUGAUCUUUCUUGAAGCAUUGAAAAAUACAAAGACACUCUUAGGUAGGAAAGCUCAGGAGCUGGACACCUCACUAGAGUCCUUCUGUUCCAACCAACACUGUAAACGGCUGAACUGUCCACUCAAGACCUGACACUGUGUGUGUUGGGAAAAUUACACACCAAGCAGUAUUUCCUCCAAAACACAUAGUUUGUGUAAGGCAAGGUGAUGGAGCUGUGAUUGGUCUUAAUUUCAUGUUCAUUUUAAUUGUAAUAUUAUUCUUAUUAUAAUUGUUUUGUAAAUUAAAUCGUGUUUCACAAUAAGUAUUAAACAUUUUUAUAUUAAUAAAGCAAACAAAACUGUACCCUGUAAAAAAGUUUUAAAAAAAUAUUUUUUAUUGAAAUGGCAGGGCAUUUGGCCAGAUGUCUUUGUGAAUUUGAGUGUCUAUAUUAAAGCAUGAGUUUUCUUGCUAUUCAUUAAGUACAAAGUAUGACUUUUUAGCACAGCUUUUGAAAAACAUGGAAAAUACAGAAAAGGCAUACAUCUCAGCCAUUUAUCAAGAAAAGGGUUUCAAUAAAAUCAUGUUUGCUCUUUUGCACUUGUUGUUCUUUUCUUGUAAUUAUAGCAGUAAAAACAAAACACUCACUUACCUUAACAGUUUGGAAGUAUCAGUAUCAGCUUAGAAGAAAAUUCCCAUCUAAACCCAUUCAGACAACGUAAAGGAUUCACUCUCAAAAUAACAUUGUCAG